Molecule: messenger RNA, 336 nt
Organism: Thermochaetoides thermophila DSM 1495
Lineage: Eukaryota; Fungi; Ascomycota; Sordariomycetes; Sordariales; Chaetomiaceae
Exons: 3
Coding region: 1-336 (111 amino acids)
Source: RefSeq, a predicted model, not a curated record
AUGGCGUCCAAGGCUUCCACCUGCUGCAGCACCGGCAACGUGUGUGUCUGUGCCCAGCAAGCUACGUGCUCGUGCGGCAAGAAGAGUGCGCUCCACUGCAACUGCGAGAAGGCCAGCACCGAGAACGCCGUCGAGGGUCCUCGCUGCUCGUGCCGUGCCCGUCCUGCUGGCAAGUGCACCUGUUCUCGCGCUAGCACUGAGAACAAAACGCCUGAAAGUGCCUGUGACUGCGGCUCGCGUCCUGCCAACGCAUGCACUUGUGAGAAGGCCGUAGACGCUGGCUUUAAGCCUUCUCGGAACGAGGAAAACGAGAUCGAUUUCACGACCAAGCACUGA